CUGCAGAGCAAAGAACUCCAGUGGAUGAAUGGAAGGCGGUCGGCAUGUGUUUGGAGGGGGAGGCACAAAGCUAAAAAAAAGGAGCAGCACUUUGUUUAAAAGUUAUCGGAGUCAGUACGCUUACUUUAAAAUACUACCGAGGACAUUUAUUUCUAUUUCAUCGUGGGUAAGCAGAUUUGGACGAACGGCGUUUUCACGAUGGAGCAUUUAAUUUUUAAAUGUUAAACGACAGCAGGUUAGGAUGUGCGUGUUGUAGUUCACGUGAAGACUUGGGGUAGCCUAAAAAAGCUUUUGUCACUGUUUGCCUUCCACGCGUUCGGCGUGAUGUGAGAUCCGAAUCGAGCCGAGUUUAAAUUACAGUGUGUAGGACAAUGUGGGAGCGCUUUUGACCGGACUGCUAAGCAAACUUCACUGGGUAAUUAGCGAUUAGCAUCGGAGCACACUGCCGGCGGCACGCGAACCUGCUGGGAAGCAGUGUGGGAUCCACCAAAUCAACACAGGACCACCAAAAACGAAGGACCGCAUGCCUCCAUGGUUCCGAACAAGUGGACCAUGAAUUCAGUCCUGCACAAGUCGCCUCCGCGGAGCUGGCUCGGUCUCAAAUUGAGGCUCAAUGACAAGCCUGUUCAGGAGGAGGACUGGGUGGCGUGCCAGCACCCCGAGUGCCCUGAUCGACGAAGGGCCUCAAAGGUUUGCCACCACCCCGACUGCCAAGGCCUGAAUAGCAAAAGCCCCCUCCACGUCUGUGAGUCAUGUGACUCACGCUGCCACUUGGAGAAGAACGACAACAUGCACUUUGACCGGCACCCCCGAUUUGACUUACAACCUCAAGCUUCCAUCCUGGCUCGGAACGUAUCCACACGAUCCUGCCCCCCACGCACCAGUGCCCCAUCCGACCUCGAAGAAGAGGAUGAGGGGAGCAGUGACCGCGGGGAGAAGAAAACUGGGGGUAUAAAGAUGGUGAAGAAGAAGCCACGCAGGAGACACACCGAUGAUCCCAGCAAAGAGUGCUUCAGUCUCAAGUUUGACCUCAACGUUGACAUCAACACAGAAAUAGUGCCUGCUAUGAAAAAGAAAACCCUCAGAGAGGUUCUCGGUCCAGUGUUUGAGAGAAACGGCAUCGAGCUGUCGCGUGUCGACUUGUUCCUGGAUCAGUCCAACACGCCGCUGUCCCUCAACUUUGAGGCCUAUCGAUUUGGCGGUCACUACCUCAAAGUCAAAGCACGGCCUGGCGACGAGCUAAAAGUGGAGCAGGGGGUGAAGGACAUGAGGUCGAUGAGCUUGCCCAACAUGACGCCUGCCGGAAGUCAGAACCCCUACAUCCUCACGCCACCCACGGAGAGAGUGGAGCACGGAUCUCUGGGACGUCGCGAGGGUACCGAUCCGCUGGGUCAGUCCCGGCGGAGGAAGAACAUGACCGAGUUUCUUGGGGAAACGAACAUUCCCACACCGCAUACGCUCGGGCAGAUGGGUGGCUCGUUGCCCGGCAUCGGCUCUGGUCCCGAAAGCUGGAAGAACCGAGCCGCCAGCCGCUUCAGUGGCUUUUUCAGCUCCAACGCCACAGCAGCAUCCUUCGGCAAGGAAGUGGACCGGCUGGAGCAGCUCCACAGCAAACUGCACUCGUAUACGUUGUUCGGGCUACCCAAGGUGCCGCGGCAGCUCUCCUUCCACCAGGACUCCUGGGAGGAGGAAGAUGAACAGGAGCCCGACUUGGUCCUGGAGGACAGCUGGCAGAUGUUGUUGGACAACGCUGAGACUUUGACAAGGAGACAGUUCCACCAACAGGAGGCAAUAUGGGAGCUGCUGCACACAGAGGCCACAUACAUUAAAAAACUCAGAGUCAUCACUGACCUCUUCCUGUGUGGCCUGCUCAACCUGCAGGAGAGUGGCCUGCUCACCGAGGUGGAACCCACGCGGCUUUUCAGCAACAUCCAGGAGAUUGUGCGUCUGCACACGGCCCUCUGGAACCAAGUCAUGCUCCCUCUAUUAGAUAAGGCCAGGCAGGCCAGGGCUCUGCUUGACCCCACCAACCUUCAACAUGGAUUCAGGACGUUCGCCUCCAGGUUCAAGCCGUACAUCCAUUACUGCAUGGAGGAAGAAAGCUGCAUGGAGAACAUGCGAGCGCUUCUCAGGGACAAUGAACUCUUCAGGACCUACGUUACCUGGGCCGAGACGCACAAGCAGUGCAACCGUCUGAAGUUGGCAGACAUGCUGGCGAAACCUCAUCUACGGCUAACCAAAUAUCCCCUCCUGCUGAAGAGCGUGCUCAAGAAGACGGACGAGCCGCCCGCCCGAGACGUCAUCGGUGGCAUGGUGGCCUCGGUGGAGGGCUUCAUCGACAGUGUCAACUCUUGCAUGCGUCAGCGUCAGGAGCGGCAGAGGCUGGCCACCAUUUCCGCCCGCAUCGACUCCUACGAGGCAGUGGAGGGCAGUAGCGAGGAGGUGGAGAAGAUCCUCAGGGAGUUCAACCACUUUGACCUCAUGGCUCCCAUGAGAGGAACGUGUGUCGAGGAAACACGACAGCUUCACCUGGAGGGCGCUCUGAGGAUGAAAGAGGGCAAAGACAGCAGGAUGGACGUCUACUGCUUCCUUUUCACUGAUUUGCUGCUCAUCACAAAGCCUGUGAAGAGAGUAGAGAAGGUCAAAAUCAUCCGGCAGCCUCUCCUCAUCCACAACGUCGUCUGCAAGGAGCUGAAAGACACGGGCUCCUUCAUCCUCAUCUACCUCAAUGAGUUCAGGAGCGCCGUGGCCGCCUACACGUUCCAAGGCAACAGCGCCUCCCAGGGGCGAAGCUGGAUCGAAGCAAUCUGCAACGUCCAGAACCAACUCCAGAGGCUCCGCAGCGAGGAAGUGAUCCGGCUGCAGCAUACUCUGACGACUUGCACGGAGGGCGAAGAAGAGCGGGAUGAGGAAGACGAGAGCAGCAACUCCAAUGCGAGUUCGCCAUGUUUGAGGCACAAAGAUCAGCUUAACUUGAGUGAGUCUGAUGGAUCCACUGAGACAUUGUCAGUCAUGGAAGCGGACGAUGUGGCCGGGUCACAAACGUCUUCUGCCACCAUCGUUAGCCUCGAGGGACUUGCCGACCUUGACGACGGCGUCCCCGCCCUGUCGGAAGUUGAGCGGCCCACACCUCUCCACGGGCCCUCGUCCGACGUAUGCUCUGAGGUGGAUCAGGAGGCGGAUCCCGAGGGCGACGAGCUGGACCCUCAGUGCCGCUCUCUCUCCAUGGACAGUGCCUAUGGUACGCUCUCCCCGGAGUCGCUCCUCAGAGAACUUCAGCCCCCGCAAAGUGAAGAGGGGGGCACGCUGGAGGUUGAGGGGGAAGAGGAGGAAGACGAGGAGGAGAAGCAGGACUCGGCCUCGCUUGGCUCGCAGUCGUCAGUGGUCCAGCCGUGCAAACCUCGACGGCGGGCUCAUGUACAGUCAAGACUCCACUGCCUCCAGAAGCUAUCUACACUGGUCUUAUCGCGCUCCGAGGACAACCUCCUGCAGCGCCUCCACGCCAAAACACCACCUUUGCAAAACUGCGCCGACCCGUUGCACGCGUCCUCACUGGCGCACAGCAAGAGCCUGUCGGAGCUACGCAGCAGCGCCGCAGGCCUCCCCGUCGAUCUCCGCCGGGACGUCCUAGGCCAGGGCGGUCCAUGCGUUGCAGACGCGGAAGUUAAGAGGAAGUCCGAGCCACCGGGAGAAACUUCGCCUCGAGCAAGGAAAUCGCCACCGCAGCAGCACAAGAAGCUGACGCUAGCACAGCUCUAUCGAAUCCGCACCACUCUGGUCCUCAACUCGACACUUACAGCAUCGGAGGUGUAACCACCAAAUUGUCUUUCUUCCCGGAGACACCACUGCACUCUUCCCCCCGCCCCCCUUCUCUUUCCCUCCCUCUCUUGACACCGCCCCCGCCACUCCGAGCACCCGAUGCCAUACCCCUCAACAUCGAGCACCGCUUCGGUCAACCUACCCCACCCCUCCUACCCGCUCGCGGGGAGGCGGCGCCUAAGAGACUCUUUCACUGCUUGCACUUUGCAGAGAACGUAGCACCACAGGGGGCCGCCACUGACCUUGUCUUCUCUAGCGGAGGCGAGGGAGGUCCCAACCUCUCGAACGAGACCCAGAGUGGAUGUUGUGACUUUUUGAUUUGCUUGAACAAGAAGAAAGGUUAAUUGCACAUGUGUUUUGGAAAACAAGAAGAAUCGCGAAGGAGUGAAGCUACAUUUACAGUCACAUGAGGAGUUGGCGUGCAUGUUGCGUGUGUGUUUGUUUGAAUGAUCAAUGACCAAAAGUGGACUACGCAACCAAAGAAGAGUCCAUCAGGUUUAACUCUUAAGCUGCGGGCAUUCUCGUUUGUUUUUCCUGGAUUUCAUUGCCAAGCAAGGUGGGAGGGGGCUCACAGGCCACAACCUGAACAUGAGUAAUCUGACAGCUUUGCUACACUACAAUGUAUCGAAACAAACACACACACACACACACACACACACACACACACAACAGUUGCUUGGCUGCACUCCUUUUUUUUUUUUUUUUUUUUUUUUUUGCUGGUCGUGUUUUUGCUUUUGUAGCAAGAUUGAACACAUUUGUUUGGAAGAUGUUGAAUACUCUGAGUGCACCAGCUCUUCCCAGGAGAUAAAACGCGUUAACACUUAAAUUUGCAAACCCCAUUGAAUUUGUCCGUUUACUUUUUUGUUUUGUUGCUGUCUAGUAUUUAUUUUGUAUAAAGGAGUUUUAAUGUCACACUGAAGAGAAAAAAAAACAACUCAUGCUUUUCUCAAGAGUGAAGUCACAAGAUUACGUUUGUAACGCUAUGAGAAAAAGGUAACCAUAAUGAGGGAAUGAGGUUGUAAUAUUAAUAAAUAAGUACCAGAAAUCAGUACUGUCGAACCAAUGUCAGCAUAAAGUAAAUACAAGAAAAUGUUUACAAAAAUAGUCGCAACACAGGAAAAAGUAAAAAUAUUUUCUUGAAUUGAUCGCAUGACUGCAGAGAGAGUGAGACGAUGCAUUUUCAUUUGCAAGUCUUAUUUGGGAUUUUUCCCUUGUCUCCGUGAGAAUUUAUUCAUGUUACGAUUUCAUUCUCAUAUCAGUGUGACAUUUUUUCCCCUCGCCAAUAUGGUCCAAAUGCUCCUUUGUAAUUUUGUCUCAUGUUUUAUGUAUGAAUAUAAAUAAGAUGAUGUUGAUAUUGUUGUGCUUCCAACAUUUGUACAAUCUUUUUGUUGACAUAGUCUUAAAAUGAAUUUUCCUUGUUGGCCACCAAUGUGCUGCCAAUUGAAAUCAUGUGUUUCCUGACAUUAAAAAGUGUCCUAUGGGAUAAGAA
Messenger RNA from Hippocampus zosterae (dwarf seahorse), 5308 nucleotides. RefSeq names its product pleckstrin homology domain containing, family G (with RhoGef domain) member 5b (gene plekhg5b). Gene Ontology annotation, biological process: Rho protein signal transduction; endothelial cell migration. Gene Ontology annotation, cellular component: endocytic vesicle; axon; plasma membrane. Lineage: Eukaryota; Metazoa; Chordata; Actinopteri; Syngnathiformes; Syngnathidae. The transcript has 21 exons. Bases 532 to 3813 code for a protein of 1093 amino acids. The record is from RefSeq and is a predicted model, not a curated record. Gene Ontology annotation, molecular function: guanyl-nucleotide exchange factor activity.